Chaetura pelagica (chimney swift) is the source of this 1083-nucleotide messenger RNA. Its product is annotated as zinc finger protein OZF-like. The annotation marks the transcript as partial. The record is from RefSeq and is a predicted model, not a curated record. The transcript has a single exon. Lineage: Eukaryota; Metazoa; Chordata; Aves; Apodiformes; Apodidae.
UGGAGCCCGGCGGGGUGAACAAAGUGGAGCAGCCUGAGGAGAAGGCUGGGGCAGCUGCUGGUUCCCUGGAGCUCUAUCCCGCCGGCAGCUCCGGCCGCUGGUUCCACGCCGGGCAGCGCCCGCCGGACCGCCCGGCCACGGAGAGGGACGUCCCCACCAGCGUGGGCAGGGUGUCCUGCUGGGUCCCCCAGCUGGGCUCGGGGCCCUUCCGCUGCGCCCAGUGCGGGAAGGGCUUCCGGCAGAAGCAGAGCCUGAUCACCCACGAGCGGAUCCACACCGGGGAGAAGCCCUAUCGCUGCGGGGACUGCGGGAAGAGCUUCAGCCAGCGCCCCAACCUCAUCACCCACCGCCGCGUCCACACGGGCGAGAGGCCUUUCCCCUGCACCCAGUGUGGCAAGAGCUUCAGCCAGAAGGCCAACCUGCUGGCCCACCAGCGCAUCCACGCCGCCAGCGACAAGGCCCUGGCUGGGGGAGAGCAGGGGGACGGCACCCCCGGCAAAGCCAAGCUGCGUUCCCAGCCCCGGGGUUACCCCGAGGACACCCCUUUUGUCUGCCCGGAGUGUGGGAAGAGCUUCCGACAGAAACCCAACCUCAUCACCCACCGGCGCAUCCACACGGGCGAGCGGCCCUUCACCUGCUUCCUCUGCGGCCGCAGCUUCAACCAAAAGACCAACCUGGUCACCCACUACCGCGUGCACACCGGCGAGCGGCCCUUCGCCUGCGCCCAGUGCGGGAAACGCUUCACCCAAAAAACCAACCUGGUCACCCACCAGAGCACCCACACCGACCUCCGCCCCUACCCCUGCCCUCAGUGCCAGAAGUGCUUCAAGGACAAGGUGUCCCUCAAAGCCCACCAGAAGACCCACGCCCCGCGCCAGCGGCGCUGUCCCGGUCGCAGCCCGGCCAUCUGUCACCCCUACGGGGCUGCGCCCACCCUGCUCCAACCAGGGGGUCCUGAGGUGGAGACCCCUUUCCCCACGGUGCCGCCGCUGCCCCUCCAGAAGAUGCCAGAGGGGCAGGAGCUGUACCCCUGUGCCGAGAAGAGCUUCACCCCCGCCAAGGAGCCGCUGCUGCCGCCCCACG